UUUCCCUGCGCAGUUCUCCGCAGCCUCCCGCGGGGAAGCGCCGGGGUUGCUCUCCAGGCUCCGGCGCUCCAGAACUGCGAGCAAGCAGCCCCGCCAGGCAGCCGGUGCGCACGGUCCAGAGCGCACAGGGCGAGAGCGUGCAAGCCUGGGAGAGGGUCCUCUUGCCCACGAUCGAGCCAUCGCGCCGCGGGUCCAGCCCGAGGGCCAGCAGGGACCACCGCCCCCGACUUUGCGUUCCAGUUGCGGCUCCUCCCGGGACAACAUGUCAAGAGCUGCUGCCGCUACAGCUACAGCUACAGCUGCCGCCGCCACCUGGGAAAAAGCAGCAGCAGCAGUGGCUGCGGCGACCGCGGGCACGCGGGGGCAAUAAGCUGAACCACUCGGGCGUCCAGCAGGCUGGGGCAGCACCCCAAGUGCCUGGGGGACUCUCUUUGCGCUAACUGCUCGGGCGGGACCAAGCCAUGUGCUGAGCCAUGCCCCUGGCCGUGCCCGCGGGCCGCGCAUGGGGCAGCGCCUGAGCGGCGGCCGAUCCUGCCUCGAUGUCCCCGGCCGGCUCCUGCCGCAGCCGCAGCCGCCCCCGCCGCCGGUGAGGAGGAAGCUGGCGCUCCUCUUCGCCAUGCUCUGCGUCUGGCUUUACAUGUUCCUGUACUCGUGCGCCGGCUCCUGCGCCGCCGCGCCGGGGCUGCUGCUGCUGGGCUCGGGCUCCCGCUCCCCUCACGCCCCGCCGGCCCCGGCCACCGCUGCGGACGGGACGUCUCUCCGACUGCCGCCGUUCCGGGCGCCGCCGGCCACUCCGGUGGCCGAGGAGGAGGAGCAGAGUCCCGAGGCGCCGGACUCCCCCAGCCCCAUCUCCAGCUUUUUGGGUGGGUCUGGGAGUAAGCAGUUGCCGCAGGCCAUCAUCAUCGGCGUGAAGAAGGGCGGCACGCGGGCGCUGCUGGAGUUCCUGCGCGUGCACCCCGACGUGCGCGCCGUGGGCGCCGAACCCCACUUCUUCGACCGCAGCUAUGACAAGGGCCUCGCCUGGUACAGGGACCUGAUGCCCAGGACUCUGGAGGGACAGAUCACCAUGGAGAAGACGCCUAGCUACUUUGUGACGCGCGAGGCGCCGGCGCGCAUCUCGGCCAUGUCCAGGGACACCAAGCUCAUCGUGGUGGUGCGCGACCCGGUGACCAGGGCCAUCUCGGACUACACGCAGACGCUGUCCAAGCGGCCCGACAUCCCCAGCUUCGAGAGCCUGACGUUCAAGAACAGGAGCGCCGGCCUCAUCGACACGUCGUGGAGCGCCAUCCAGAUUGGCAUCUAUGCCAAGCACCUGGAGCACUGGCUGCGCCACUUCCCGCUGCGCCAGCUGCUCUUCGUGAGCGGCGAGCGGCUCAUCAGCGACCCGGCCGGCGAGCUGGGCCGCGUGCAGGACUUCCUGGGCCUCAAGCGCAUCAUCACGGACAAGCACUUCUACUUCAACAAGACCAAGGGCUUCCCCUGCCUCAAGAAGCCCGAGGGCAGCAGCAAGCCCCACUGCCUGGGCAAGACCAAGGGCCGGCCGCACCCCGAGAUCGCGGCCGAGGCGCUGCGCAGGCUGCGCGACUUCUACCGGCCCUUCAACCUCAAGUUCUACCAGAUGACUGGCCAUGACUUUGGCUGGGAUUGAAGGCCGACAAGGGGGAAGAGGGAUCUGUGACUUAACCACGUGGCUUAUGUAUUGGAGAGAGAUUAUAUAUGUAUGUAAAAUGUACAGAAAUCUAUUUUAUAAUAAUUUAUUUUUAAUUCAUAAGCAAUUAAUUCACUAAGCUGCCUAGCCACACUCUUGAAGAGAGUCCACUUCCUAGUCUGUUAACAUUCCAAAGCGUGUAACUCCGAGAAAGUCUGUCGUUCUAUUCCUCGCGACAAUGGAUGGUGCUUCCGGUUCCCCUCCCCGACUCCCCCCUUGUCUAGCAUAUUUAAAAAGAAGAAGAAAAGCACAGCUUGAGAUUUUCGUUGUUACGGGUAUUCUGCCUUUGAUCGCUGUUGCAGUUCUCCAGUGGCUGUCUGCUUGUCGGUGUCUGCUUCCUCUGCCUGGGUACCAUGUGUGAGCCCUAAGAUGCUGCUGUAUCCUGAGGGUCCUCCCUCGCCACUCAGCUUCUUUGGGGAAGUGAUGCUAGCAAGCCACAGGGCUGGGGACCCCACGUCUACCCAGCGCAUGCUGGAAGACACUCGCUUUCCCACAGGUGUCCACAUGCUGGCAG
Ochotona princeps (American pika) is the source of this 2222-nucleotide messenger RNA. RefSeq names its product heparan sulfate glucosamine 3-O-sulfotransferase 3B1. Gene Ontology annotation, molecular function: [heparan sulfate]-glucosamine 3-sulfotransferase activity. The coding region runs from base 503 to 1648 and encodes 381 amino acids. NCBI's taxonomy places the organism in Eukaryota, Metazoa, Chordata, Mammalia, Lagomorpha, Ochotonidae. The transcript is spliced from 2 exons. The record is from RefSeq and is a predicted model, not a curated record.